AUGGUCUAUCGACUACGGUAUAACUCAUUAGAAACGGAGGGUAGAGGCCUGCAACCCGAUCCGACCCUAGGAUCGGGUCGGGCUCGGGUUAAGAUGUUGUCGGGUCGGGUUCGGCAAUUCCAUCGUACGUGGAAUGAAGCAGAGAUUUUACAAGAUAUGAAAGAGCAUUAUCCAUCAUUAGUCCAAUUAACGGGAAUGUACACAAAAAACGACACAACUCUAAAUGGCGUACGUGCGGAUUUCAUGUCAAUUAAAGAUGUCGAAUCACUACUAGUCGACGGUAAAAUUUAUAUUAAUCAAACGACCCAUGUAGUGCGACCGUAUUAUAAACCAUUACGCAUUAAUAAAUGUAUGAAAUGUUUUCAUCAUGAUCACAAAACAAAAGAAUGUCCAAAUCAACAAGUAUGCGCGCGAUGUGGCGAACAACAUGGUAUGUCCAAUGGCUGCGAACGACAAGAAAAAUGUGUAAAUUGUAGCGAUCAACAUUCAGCCGGUCACCCAUCAUGCCCAAUUGUCCAGAGAAUCCGUUAA
This is a messenger RNA of Didymodactylos carnosus, 531 nucleotides long. NCBI's taxonomy places the organism in Eukaryota, Metazoa, Rotifera, Eurotatoria, Philodinida, Philodinidae. The record is from the annotation of a GenBank genome assembly.